AUGGGAAAGAAGAUGAGGGAAAAUUUUGAUGCCUAUAGGCUUGAGAUUAAUUUGGUGAUGAGCAUUGGAGUUGUGUUAGAUCCUAGGUAUAAGGCAAAGUGGGUAGAGUUUCAUUAUAAGGAAUUAUAUGGAUUCACUGGGUAUCUAUACGUGUAUAACAAUUUCAAAACAAGAUUGGCAGCUCUUUUCAGUGUAUAUGAUUCACAAAACACAAAUGCAACUGAGAAUUAUUUUGGCAUCCGCAACUCUGUCUCUAGCUCAAGUAUGAUGGAUUCAAGCAAUGCAGAUGAGAGUGAUCCAUACUAUGAUGAGUUCAUGAUGCAAAACAAUGAGUUUGAGGUGCAGAAAUCUGAGUUAGAGAAGUACUUAAAAGAACCAAUGCUUAACAAAGUCUCUUCAAGAGAUGAAUUUGUGUUUGAUAUCUUGAGUUGGUGGAAGCUAAAUGCACCGAAGUACCCAACUCUUGCAAAGAUGACAAGGGAUGUGUUGGCUGUUCCAGUCACCAGUGUGGCAUCUAAACCAAUGUUCAGUGCUAGUGGCAGAGUGCUUACAACGCACAGAACCUUAUUAGAUCAUGUGGUUGUUGAAGCAUUGUUGUUCUUAAGUGAUUGGUUGCCAGACUUUUUUUCUACUGAUAUGGAAGUGAAAGAAUGA
Papaver somniferum (opium poppy) is the source of this 654-nucleotide messenger RNA. RefSeq names its product zinc finger BED domain-containing protein RICESLEEPER 1-like. The record is from RefSeq and is a predicted model, not a curated record. The transcript is spliced from 2 exons. Bases 1 to 654 code for a protein of 217 amino acids. Gene Ontology annotation, molecular function: protein dimerization activity; DNA binding. Lineage: Eukaryota; Viridiplantae; Streptophyta; Magnoliopsida; Ranunculales; Papaveraceae.